Messenger RNA from Periconia digitata, 1269 nucleotides. The record is from the annotation of a GenBank genome assembly. NCBI's taxonomy places the organism in Eukaryota, Fungi, Ascomycota, Dothideomycetes, Pleosporales, Periconiaceae.
CUAUGUUCUUUCUACCCCACUGUUGAAUACCCGCUUUCCCAACGGUCUGGACAGGACGACCUGUACACUAUAUCAGUUUCCACCGCUGUCAGAGACAGAACCAAGCAACCGGUCAUCAUGUCAAUGUACAUGGCGGAGCCGCCAAAUGAGGCACCUCGACAGCCCAACCCUCCCACACUUCAUGGGGAACUGACUGCCAGCGCUGUCACUCUUACGGUGAUUGCAACCAUUUCAGUUGCAAUGCGAAUCUUCACGAGGGCCAGCGUGACACAGGCUGGAAUCUCUAUGGAUGAUUACAUGGUUAUCAUCGCAUUGGUUCUUGCCAUCACCUUGCUGGGCCUAAACUUUGAGCACAUGAAGGUUGGUCUCGGGUAUCAUUUCUGGGAUGUGAAGACGGUAGACUUCGUCCUGCCCUUCCAAGUAUACACUCUCUGCAGCACAAUCGUUUACGCGACCAGCCUCAUUUUCACCAAGAUAUCUAUCCUUCUUUUCUACCUGCGCCUAUCACCGCAGCUGUGGUUCCGCGUCGCCGUUUGGAUUCUCAUCGGAAUCACCUCUUGCUAUGGCUUGAUGUACAACCUGCUCAGCAUCUUCGCCUGCAAGCCUAUCGCAGCAACCUGGAACCUAGCGCUCAUGCCGCAAGCAGAAUGCGUCGGCGUUCUCCCAAAAUACAUGGCCCUGUCGAUUCUCAACAUCGUCAUCGAUGUUCUCACCCUCAUCCUUCCCAUCCCUGUCGUUUGGAAACUCCAGAUGUCGCUGCGCCAGAAACUCAGCAUCAUCCUCGUCUUCAUGACGGGUGGUCUGGUUUGCAUAAUAGCCAUCCGCCGCACCAUUCUCCUCAAGCCGCUCAUGGCCUCGGCGGACUAUACCUGGGACGCCGUUGAACAGUUCCACUGGUGCUUCGCCGAAGUCGACGUCGCCAUCGUAUGCGCGUCCGCCCCAGCCCUAAAACCCUUCUUCGUCAAAUACGUUCCUGGACUCCUGUCCUCGCGCUGGGGAAGCUCCCACGAUCCUAAAUCGUAUGGUGGAAAGUCCAAUCCAUCGGGCAUUCACGUGCUACAAACAAUCAGCCAGCAGAGAACGAGGAAGUCGAACAAAAACGCGUAUGAGUUGCACUCGAGGGACGACCUGUCCGAGGAAGAGAUCAAGCAUGGGCACGUGGACGAUGAAGCGAGGCUUUGGAAUGCGCGGGAUAUGAAGCAUGGUGGACUUCAUGGUCCGGUUACUGACUCGCGACAAACCGUUGAUAUUGUCGGAGGGCGGAGGUAA